AUGGCAUACUCGAAGGACGAGUUUGAGGCCGUGGUGGCAAGCCAUUUGAGCGGAUGGACCCCUGCGACUACCCCUUCCAACGCCGACAAGCUCAAGCUGUAUGCGCUCUUCAAGCAAGCUACAAAGGGAGACAACACGACGUCUCGUCCAGGGGUAUUCGACGUGGCUGGUCGUGCCAAGUGGGAUGCGUGGGCGGCCAAGAAGGGGUCGACCAAGCAAUCGGCGCAGGAUGCAUACGUUGCCGAGCUCACGCGACAAAAGACAGUGUACAAAAGCAAGCUGUAA
Aphanomyces astaci is the source of this 285-nucleotide messenger RNA. RefSeq lists its product as hypothetical. NCBI's taxonomy places the organism in Eukaryota, Oomycota, Saprolegniomycetes, Saprolegniales, Verrucalvaceae. The transcript has a single exon. Bases 1 to 285 code for a protein of 94 amino acids. Gene Ontology annotation, biological process: fatty acid metabolic process. Gene Ontology annotation, molecular function: fatty-acyl-CoA binding. The record is from RefSeq and is a predicted model, not a curated record.